AUGAAGCUGUCACUCACCGUCAUCACUCUCUUGGCUGGCUUCGCCGUCGCCCUGCCUCAGGGCAAGGGACAGAAUAACAACAACAACAAGAAUGGCCAGAAUGGCCAGAACAACAACGGCAAUAACAACCAAGAUGCCGCAGCAGCCAACGAUGACGUGAAUGCUGCAGCCAACGAUGGUUCAGGUGGUGUGGCUGCCGCCGCAAAGGCAGAGGCAGCAAUCCUCUUGACUGAGAAUGGCGAUGCUGGCGCCGUUGACUCUGGUGCCGAUUUCGAGAAGGCGGUCAAAGCCAUCUCGGACUCUGGUAACCAAGAUGACCUAGACACUCUGGAGGCUGCUGGCAUCGAUGUCGACGCCGCCCUGGACGGAAAUGGAGGUGGUGGCAACGGAGGGAAUGGAAAUGGCCAGGGCGGUCAGAAUGGCCAGAAAGGACAGCAGGGCCAGAACCAGCAGGGCCAGAACCAGCAGGGCCAGAAGAACCAGCAGGGCCAGAACUAA
Molecule: messenger RNA, 498 nt
Organism: Diaporthe batatas
Lineage: Eukaryota; Fungi; Ascomycota; Sordariomycetes; Diaporthales; Diaporthaceae
Exons: 2
Coding region: 1-498 (165 amino acids)
Source: RefSeq, a predicted model, not a curated record